AUGGCUACUCAGCGCACAGAGUUCUCGGAUGAGGAACUUGAGAAGUUCCAGGAGUUCUACGAUCUGGCGGAGGGAGAUAUUGAGGUGGAGUUUGAAUACCAAUGCGACCUGUUCGAUCAAUACUUCCCCACACCUGAAAAGGCUGGAGACUACAACGACUGGUACGACCUUUACAAGGAGAAGGAGCGGGCGCUACAGUUUCCCUCCGCCACCAGGUCCCAACUCACGGAGCCGGUUUCCGAGCUCAUCACUGCUGCACCAUUAGACACCUAUAAAUCCCGGUUGGCGAACACAGACUUCAACAAUAUCCACGAUGUUGCCGGGCUGAACGACCUCAUGAACUGCGGCUUCCAUCCCCACAUCCCGGUUGGCUACACUCAGGAAACAAAGAAGGUGGCUUUCCGUUUGGUGCCUACAACGACCAUCCUGUAUCCCACCAAGGAAACGGCCUGGAACCACGGCCCCGAUACGGUGAUAACGCCGCCCAUGUUUCUGGGCAUCAACCAUACCGUGAUCCUCAACGAGAUUUACGGCGAUAAGGAGUUCAUGAUGGAGGAGAUCGAUGCCGUGAACCGCUACCUGCACGACGGGGACGAGCACGGUUUCGACUUCGAGGGCUUACCUGAGGAUGAGAACGAGCUUCUGCACUGCUUGAUUGAGAUCGUGGAUAGUUUCUCCGUUGGACACAACCGCUUCGGCAAGUACGGCAAAAACGCUCCCGUCAAGUCUUCAACACAAAAGAGUCCUGGCAUAGACUACGCGUCCAGUUCUGCUUCGGAGGGCUCAACGGUACCCUUGGACGAAGUACCUUCGAAGUCUUCAGCACGCCGAAUUCGUGAUUUUGAGAAAAGCACAGAGGAGUCGACCAGAACAGGCGACUCAGACUCUACCAACGAUCACACUGGGUUCGUCUUCUACCAACUCGGCAGACUCCAAUUCUGCGAGUCGCUUCCCGACGUCCUCACCACCGACAAAGACGUGAUCCACACAAAGCACUGGGAGUCGACCGAAUACGUUCUCGUAGCCGAGGUAGGGUUCUACGGCAAACUGGGCGCGGUGUGGUUGCUGUGGAACUUCUGGCUCCGCGACGGCGAUGGCGAUUACUGGUCGCCGCCAUGGGAGAACUUCCCCGGCACGCGACACCAUUUCUCAGGCGCAAGGAUCGCGGACUGCUUUGACCAGCUCGGAGUGGCCAGGGAGAUCAAGAUCCCGAAGAGCCCUGCUCAUCGUUUCACCGAGGACUUCGAGCUCGUGGGUUGUUUCAGGCUGCCAGAUGAUGGGAACCGGCUUGUGCGCCAGUGGGUUGUUGAUCGGUCGGUGCCGCGCCAGAGGUCGAGUGCUACUUGA
This is a messenger RNA of Boeremia exigua, 1347 nucleotides long. RefSeq lists its product as uncharacterized. Lineage: Eukaryota; Fungi; Ascomycota; Dothideomycetes; Pleosporales; Didymellaceae. The record is from RefSeq and is a predicted model, not a curated record. Bases 1 to 1347 code for a protein of 448 amino acids. The transcript has 2 exons.